This is a messenger RNA of Echinococcus granulosus, 1059 nucleotides long. Its product is annotated as Zinc finger CCHC domain-containing protein 7. NCBI's taxonomy places the organism in Eukaryota, Metazoa, Platyhelminthes, Cestoda, Cyclophyllidea, Taeniidae. Gene Ontology annotation, molecular function: zinc ion binding; nucleic acid binding. The record is from RefSeq and is a predicted model, not a curated record. The coding region runs from base 1 to 1059 and encodes 352 amino acids. The transcript has 6 exons.
AUGUAUAGCGACGAACUAAAGUAUAGCAGCGAAGGUGGUUCAGACAGUCAGUCGUGUCUGAUGGAUGCUCUCUACCUUACCUUCAGCGGCAUUGCUCCAAAACAUGUGCUAAAACAAGCUGAAGAAAGAGUGAAUGGCGUCGUGAACGAAAGUAAUAAAUGUAACGUAAGUGAAAGCCGAUGGGAGGCUGAUGAUGAAAAUGCUUUUAUCAAAGUGGAGGGACUAGAUGUAAUUAUAGGCUGUCGAAAUCCAUCCUCGAUGGUCGACCUUGAUGAUACAAAGAAAUUUUUCGAAGAGCGAUGCAAGGAUAUGCCCUCAGAUCCAAAACAAUGGAGGCUGGACCCCUGCGACAUGGAUCCAUCACUUAAAAGGCACGACAGGGAGUUCCACAGAGGCCCUUGCUACAGUUGCUUUCGCGAUGGCCAUAUAGCAAGGUUCUGUACUAAGGGUCCCCAGCCUUGCCACUUCUGCGCUUGGACGACCCACAGUUCCUACUGCUGCACGUAUUUAUUGUGUGACAUAUGUCAUUCACCUGGACACGAAUAUUAUUGCUGCCCAAAUAGGAAACUCCUGAGGAAAAUUAAUUGUCGCCGAUGUAAACGGCGGGGCCAUACAGGCAGUGCUUGUCCAGACAUCUGGCGGCAGUACAGACACACGACGAAACCCGGUAAACCAGUGGUGGUAGAUUCUCCUCGUAAGCCUGUAGCGACAACCUGCUGCAACUGCGGUAGCUCAUCUCAUACAGGAGACAGUUGCGAGAAAAGUUGUGUGACCCGCUGCCCCGUGCCACUUUCGUCGAUAUGUCAAUUUGAUGACCACGACGUCUACAGUCGGGAUGGAUUGUACAGGCCUAAAAAAAUAGGGCCAUACACAUAUGCGGAGGCAGCGAGAGCUGGAUUAUCCAAAAGCAGCCACGGUGAUAUUACUAAGCGUAGCUGCCAACCUGAGGAUGGAGAAUGGAUGGAUGCCGAGUGGAUGACCUAUGGCACAUUUGGAGCACGAGCCUAUGGUCUGUUAACUGAUCAAUCUGAUUUGCGCACAUGUCAUUUUUACCUCUGA